Cebus imitator (Panamanian white-faced capuchin) is the source of this 4802-nucleotide messenger RNA. It is a transcript of the gene SLC9A1, whose product is annotated as solute carrier family 9 member A1. The transcript is spliced from 12 exons. Gene Ontology annotation, molecular function: sodium:proton antiporter activity. The record is from RefSeq and is a predicted model, not a curated record. Gene Ontology annotation, biological process: proton transmembrane transport; sodium ion transport; regulation of pH. Gene Ontology annotation, cellular component: membrane. Bases 835 to 3282 code for a protein of 815 amino acids. NCBI's taxonomy places the organism in Eukaryota, Metazoa, Chordata, Mammalia, Primates, Cebidae.
CUGGUGGCUAUAAGUGGCAGCGCCGGGCUCAUCGAGGCUUCAGUCCACUGCUGCCGGGGCCGGGGCCGGGGUUAGUGCUGGAGCUGGACCAGGAGGAGCUGCAGCUGGGCCGGGGCGGAGCGCUCCCCCGCGCCGGGGCCGAAAGGAGGAGCGUGUUGCUGCUGGCCCACCGCGAGCCGCCCCCAGCCCGCGCCGAGGCGCCUUCCCGCCAGGCCGCCUGCCUCCGACCUUCCGCCUUUCUCCAUUUCCCCGGAAUCUCAGCCCGGUGCGCCUGGACCCCUGCCCUUCUCUGGGUGGACAAGCUCCCGGCCGCCUCCCGGUUUCACUCCUUUGCAGCCUGGGUUCCCAGCUCCCUCUCUCCUUUUCCUGGACUGGGUCUCACUCCCUUUGGUCCUCUUCCUUUAGCUCAGGCUCCCUACCGCUUCCCUCAGCCCAGAGUCCCAGCUGCUCAGUCACUUUCCUCAUCCAAAGGUCCCAGCCUCCCCUCUUCCUUUCCCUUGCACGGGUCCAGCCUGUCCUGCCCUUUCUUCUAUCCCUGGGGCACAGUUUCCCACAUCCCUCCCCUCCUCCCAGGGCCGGAGUUCCAGACCUUUUGAUCUCCUUCCGUGGUCUUUCCUGGGUCUUUGUCCCCUUUCCCCACUUUAGAGAUCCAGAUUGCAAACUCAGGCUCCCUCCACUCCCAGAAAAUUGCUUCCACCGAAAUGCCUCUCUAAAACAUGAACUUUUCCUAGAGACUACGUUAGUUUGUCUUCCCACUUGCUGACCCUUUGCUACCUAUGUGCCCGGUUUUACUCUCACUUGGCUAAGGUCGAGGCCGGCUCGGGGAGCACCACCAUGCUUCUGCGGUCUGGCAUCUGUGGCCUCUCUCCACCUCGGAUCUUCCCUUCCUUGCUCGUGGUGGUCGCUUUGGUGGGGCUCCUACCUGUUCUCAGCAGCCAUGGCCUCCAGCUCAGCCCAACUGCCAGCACCAUUCGAAGUUCAGAGCCACCGCGGGAACGCUCGAUUGGGGAUGUCACCACCGCCCCACCGGAGGUCACCCCAGAGAGCCGCCCUGUUAAUCAUUCCGUCACUGAUCAUGGCAUGAAGCCGCGAAAGGCCUUUCCAGUCCUGGGCAUCGAUUACACACACGUGCGCACCCCCUUCGAGAUCUCCCUCUGGAUCCUUCUGGCUUGCCUCAUGAAGAUAGGUUUCCAUGUGAUCCCCACUAUCUCAAGCAUCGUCCCGGAGAGCUGCCUGCUGAUCGUGGUGGGGCUGCUGGUGGGGGGCCUGAUCAAGGGCGUAGGCGAGACACCCCCCUUCCUGCAGUCCGACGUCUUCUUCCUCUUCCUGCUGCCACCCAUCAUCCUGGAUGCGGGCUACUUCCUGCCGCUGCGGCAGUUCACAGAAAACCUGGGCACCAUCCUGAUCUUUGCUGUGGUGGGCACGCUGUGGAACGCCUUCUUCCUGGGCGGCCUCAUGUACGCCGUUUGCCUGGUGGGCGGUGAGCAGAUCAACAACAUCGGCCUCCUGGACAACCUGCUCUUCGGCAGCAUCAUCUCUGCCGUGGACCCCGUGGCGGUUCUGGCUGUCUUUGAGGAAAUUCACAUCAAUGAACUGCUGCACAUCCUUGUCUUUGGGGAGUCCCUGCUCAAUGACGCCGUCACUGUGGUCCUGUAUCACCUCUUUGAAGAAUUUGCCAACUACGAACAUGUGGGCAUCGUGGACAUCUUCCUCGGCUUCCUGAGCUUCUUCGUGGUGGCCCUGGGCGGGGUGUUUGUGGGCGUGGUCUACGGGGUCAUCGCAGCCUUCACCUCCCGAUUUACCUCCCACAUCCGGGUCAUCGAGCCGCUCUUCGUCUUCCUGUACAGCUACAUGGCCUACUUGUCAGCCGAGCUCUUCCAUCUGUCAGGCAUCAUGGCGCUCAUAGCCUCGGGAGUGGUGAUGCGCCCCUACGUGGAGGCCAACAUCUCCCACAAGUCCCACACCACCAUUAAGUACUUCCUGAAGAUGUGGAGCAGCGUCAGUGAGACCCUCAUCUUCAUCUUCCUCGGCGUCUCUACCGUGGCCGGCUCCCACCACUGGAACUGGACCUUCGUCAUCAGCACCCUGCUCUUCUGCCUCAUCGCCCGCGUGCUGGGCGUGCUGGGCCUGACCUGGUUUAUCAACAAGUUCCGCAUCGUGAAGCUGACCCCCAAGGACCAGUUCAUCAUCGCCUAUGGGGGCCUGCGAGGGGCCAUCGCCUUUUCUCUGGGCUACCUCCUGGAUAAGAAGCACUUCCCUAUGUGUGACCUGUUCCUCACUGCCAUCAUCACUGUCAUCUUCUUUACCGUCUUUGUGCAGGGCAUGACCAUUCGGCCCCUGGUAGACCUGUUGGCUGUGAAGAAAAAGCAAGAGACGAAACGCUCCAUCAACGAGGAGAUCCACACACAGUUCCUGGACCACCUUCUGACAGGCAUCGAGGACAUCUGUGGCCACUACGGUCACCACCACUGGAAGGACAAGCUCAACCGGUUUAAUAAGAAAUACGUGAAGAAGUGUCUGAUAGCCGGCGAACGCUCCAAGGAGCCCCAGCUCAUUGCCUUCUACCACAAGAUGGAGAUGAAGCAGGCCAUCGAGCUGGUGGAGAGCGGGGGCAUGGGCAAGAUCCCCUCUGCUGUCUCCACCGUCUCCAUGCAGAACAUCCACCCCAAGUCGCUGCCUUCCGAGCGCAUCCUGCCCGCGCUGUCCAAGGACAAGGAGGAGGAGAUCCGCAAAAUCCUGAGGAACAACUUACAGAAGACCAGGCAGCGGCUGCGGUCCUACAACAGACACACGCUGGUGGCAGACCCCUACGAAGAAGCCUGGAACCAGAUGCUGCUCCGGAGGCAGAAGGCCCGGCAGCUGGAGCAGAAGAUCAACAACUACCUGACAGUGCCGGCCCACAAGCUGGACUCUCCCACCAUGUCCCGGGCCCGCAUCGGCUCAGACCCGCUGGCCUAUGAGCCGAAGGAGGACUUGCCUGUCAUCACCAUUGACCCGGCCUCUCCACAGUCACCCGAGUCUGUGGACCUGGUGAAUGAAGAGCUGAAGGGCAAGGUCUUGGGGUUGAGCCGGGAUCCUGCGAAGGUGGCCGAGGAGGACGAGGAUGACGAUGGGGGCAUUGUGAUGCGGAGCAAGGAGACUUCGUCCCCAGGAACCGAGGAUGUCUUCACCCCCGGGCCCAGUGACAGCCCCAGCUCCCAGAGGAUACAGCGCUGCCUCAGUGACCCAGGCCCACACCCUGAGCCUGGGGAGGGAGAACCGUUCAUCCCCAAGGGGCAGUAGCACCAGGGCCAGCAGGCAGUGCCCGUCCCCUCACAGACUCUCCCACCAGAGCAGGGGCUGCUGGGGGCUCCCCUUGCCGUUCCUGACCCGGAUGGGCCCUGCCCCUCCCCCUACCGCAUGGCAGCUGGGCCCACAGCCCCCACCCCAGAACAGCUUCUCCCUCCCCCACCUGGGAAGCCUCCUCCACACCAGAACUGCCUCCCCAAUCCAUGUGGCAGAAUUGCUCGGGCUGGUGAGGCCGGUCCUGCCCUCCCCUAGAUCCAGGCUUUUCCAGGACCUGGACUAGGGCCUCGGAGGCUCUUCCCUCUGCCAUCCCCCUCCUCGUUCAGACCAAUCCUAGUUUCCAACCAAAGAGUCUCUGGCUCAGCUGUGGUCCCACCCAGGAAGGGAGGGAGCUGAGGCCUCCCUCAAGCAGGCCCUGCUUUAUCAGGGGACACACCAGGGGUACCAGGCAUCUGGCUGGGGGAGGGACUGCUGGCCCACCAAGGUCUCACACUCCUCCUGCCAGCUCUGUCACCCUGGCCACCACCUCGACCUGUCCUUACUCAGAGCUGCGGGCUGAGGGCAUCUCUGAGUGUCUCUGCCUGGAGCAGGGGUGGUUUCUACGGUGACAGUGACGUGACUCAGAGCUUUCCAAACUGUGCUCCCACGGGGACCACUGGCCCUCAGGGGAUGCUGCUGGGGAAGGACUGGCUGUGGCUCCAGAAUGUGCUGCCUUUUUUAAGUUUCGUUUGUUCAUACUUCCAUAUAUAUGAUUGUUUUUGCACAGAGGGCACUCCUAUUUUUAAAACGUUUUGAAAACUCCUGGCUGAACAGUGCUCUGCCCUCUUAACUCCCCUCUCACACUCCAGGAAUGACCCCUCCUCAUUUGUGCCUGUCUGUCCAACCCCCCCCCGCCCCACCACGUUUCUCAAGAGCCUGCUGGGCUCUUGACUGUGGCCUGAAGGCUCUGACAUCAGAAGUGACUCCCACGCCUAAUCAAGAGUCUCUCCAACCUCACAGAUGCUGGGCCUCUGGGCACCUGCCUAGCUCUUGGGCCUGACCUUCAGUCCUGCUGGCCUGCUCUUACUUCCCCCACCCUGGGUUUGGCCCCUGGAAAGCACCCCUCGUGUGUACCACACCCUGUCUGCUGUGGAGCCCACUGUGGAGUUGGGGGUGGGGGAGGGUGGAGAAGGCCUCCCCUGAGGAUCUCCUGUCCCCCAAGGCUGGUGGGCUGGGCAGAAUCCUGGGCCCCCAAGAGGCCUUUGCUCACACACACUCCUUUCCCCUGUCCCCAGGGCACUCCCCCAGGAUCGUGCAAUAGUCAGAGUGUCCCUCUUUGCAGGGGACUGGGCCGUGGGUCCUCGGCCCAUCUGUCCAUCCUCCUCUCCAUGCAAGUGCUGUUUGGGCAGGAGUCACCAUGCAAGGGUGACGUCGGCAACCAUGUACCAAGCCACCGCAGCUGCUGCCACUCUGCCGCCUGUACAGAAGAAACUGAAUCUUUUUCAUAUUCUAAUAAAUCAAUGUGAGUUUUUGGUAGA